AUGCAGUUCUCGAAGGUUCUUUACAUUCUCUUCCCCGUUGCCGCCCUGGCGGCUCCGUUCCAAACCUUCAAGGUCCCGACGAUGGACCCGAACACGGUUGCGCCUGAGGUCCCGGCCAUUGACCGCCGCGUCCCCCAGGCUGAGGAUACCUGCACCGAAGACCUGUACCGUAAAGGGGUGGUCUAUCGACAUUCGAUGAGUUGUUUGCUCGGUGCUCCUGGUGGACUGCCAGUCAACAUUGUAAAGUUGACGGCUCGACUGUCUCACCUCAUGAAAAGGGUAGACUCUACGUCUACCCAUUUACGACUCGACGAAGGCUUGUGUGAAGGCUCCGCUGGACCUUGA
Molecule: messenger RNA, 345 nt
Organism: Colletotrichum truncatum
Lineage: Eukaryota; Fungi; Ascomycota; Sordariomycetes; Glomerellales; Glomerellaceae
Product: EC50 protein
Source: RefSeq, a predicted model, not a curated record